Seminavis robusta is the source of this 5757-nucleotide messenger RNA. NCBI's taxonomy places the organism in Eukaryota, Bacillariophyta, Bacillariophyceae, Naviculales, Naviculaceae. The record is from the annotation of a GenBank genome assembly.
AUGUCGGCCCUUGACAAGGCUAGGUCGAUUGUUCAUGGAAAAGAGUCCAUGAGAGUCAAUUCCAGAUUGGCAAAUGAUGAUGGUUCAUCUGCAUCAGACGAGUCGUCAGAAGCUGUCAACGAGGACCCUUUUGGGUUUCAGCGCCACAAGAUGAAGAUGAAACCGUUGCGGAAAUCACCCUCCUCCACACCGGCACCGCUUCCACCUCCCAUGGCUUCCACUGCCAUUAGUUGGGACGACAACACAAAUGAUCAACUACUCCAUGAACGUUCAUCUGUGCGGCCUCCGAAGUACAGUAAUGCUUCUCUCCAGGUACGAGCAUCCAGAGCUGCAGCAGCUGCCAACGCCGUCGUAGGAGGACCUCCUUCUCCAGAGCGCAGGCGGAGGACUACCUCAUCAGGUGCCCCCAAACCCAGAGACAUGAAUGGCCAUCGACGGAAAAGCCGAUUGGAGCCUCCGGGAGGAUCUUAUGACGAAGAUAAUGUCCGUCCAAAAAUCUCCACGUCCAAUCCAGAAGUCAAUACUUUUUUCGUGGGAGCAACGUCUCCUCACACCGCCAUCUCCCAAUUGACAACUAGCCCAGAGCAGGAACACAACAAUCGACACACCCAGCAAAGUGGUACUCUAGCAGCUCCGAUCCGACUGGGCGAUUUUCCAUUAGUAGCCACCAAUUCACAUCCUCCUCCAUCUCAGCAAAGUCAGCUUAAUUUCGGAGGCAGUCACCGGAAUAGUCACGAUGGCGGCUCGGCGCCUCCUGGAAAGACGGAAUACUUGUGGAAAAGCCAGCAACAGCAGCAGAAACACCAACAGCAACAGCAUGAGUUGUUUCAAAAGCAACAAUUGGCAAAUCGGCUCAUAGCGCUGGAGCAAAAGUAUUCACAAGAAUCUUCUGAAUGGCAAGAGGAAAAGAUUCUAUUGGAGCGACGGUUGCGGGAAUCCGAAGCCUCCAAGGCAAAGCUAGAGACGCAGUGGGUGUCCUGGCAACAAGAACGCCUCGAAUGGGAAGCUCAGUUUGAAAAGGAACAAGAGGAGCACUACGAACAACAAUGGGAACGGGCAUACGAAAAGAUGCAAGCCAAACUGAGCCAAGGGGAAAAAGAGCGACAACGACAGCUACAAACGGAUGCGAGACAGCUAGAAGAGGCAAUUCAACAACUGCAUGUAGAAGAAAACACCAUGAAACAGCAGAAAAAGGAAUUGGAAGACCGUGCUCUAACACUGCGGCAAAAUGAAGAGGAAUACGAGCGGCAAAAACGAGAUUACGAAAACUGGCAUGCCAGCCUGGAGGCAAAGCAGGCGCUCGUGGAGCAAGUAUGCAAUGAAACUACACAACAGCGUCAACAUCAAGAGCAUCUCUUGGAGAAGACCAAAGCUGAGCUUAAGCGGUUCGAGGCCGAAGCAAAGCGGCUAAAAGAUGAAGCCGACGCUGCCAAGCGAGCGCUAGAGGAUUGCAAAACGGAGCUUCACCAACUGCAACAACGCACGGAAAAGGCUCAUUCAAAGAAGCGGCAAGCUUGGCAAUCCGAAUGGGCGACGCUACAGGAUGAAUUGAAAAUAGCCAGGACGCGAAAGGAUCAGUUGUCGCAAGCUUGUGACGAGUUGGAAGAAGAGUGGAUAUCCGCUCAGAAAGCUAAGGAAGACGAAUGGAAUCAAGAAAUCCAACGGCGACAACAGGAAUGGAACGUUCAGCUUGAACGACAACAAGCGGCCUUGGAGGAGAGGGAACGACAAAUCGAGGAACAACAUUCGCGUUGUCUGGAGGAGUUUGCUUCGUUUGGCGAAAAAUGGAACGCAAAGCAUGCAGCAAUUGGCACAGACUUCAACGAAAAGCACAGCUUUUUGGAGCAAUUGCAACGAAAGCUCCAAUCGCUUCUCCAAAAAUACAAGCAAGACAAGAUGAAGCUGACACAAGAUCAAGCGGAAUUGGCGGCAAACCGUGCUCAUGUGGAUUACAUGUACAAGCAUAUGGAUGCCACACGGCAAGGCCACUACGAAGCGCUGCAUGAACGCAACACAGAAGUUACCCGCCUGCAAAUGCUUUUGCACAGUGCUCAACUAGAGACGACGACAAUCAAAUCAGAAAAGAACGGUUUGGAGGCAUCUCAAGAAAAGUUGCGUCGUGAGGUCGAGGAGCUGAAGCAACAACUGGAAGAACAGCGAAACUUGCAUGCCUCUGUUUGCCGAGAACGCGAUCGAUGGCAACAACAGUUCCAGGAAAUUUCGGAUGAUCAAGAGCAACUGUUGGAACGCCUUUCCAAACAAGCAGCCGACACUACGUUGCAGCAAGCCCAUGACAAAAUGUUGCAUGAACGCUCGAAACUUAUCGACACGAUUCAGGAACAGCAGACGCAGUUUUCUUUUCAAGUCGACGCCUUCGAAUCCGAGAAGCAUAAAUUCAUGCGUGAAAAGGAACAGCUAUUACGUGAGCGCGACUCAGUUGCUGAAGAGCUGAAUAGUCAGAAUCACAAGCGGAGGAAUCAGUCCAAGUUGCAACUCCAUCACUCGAUGAGCAUACCUGCCAGUCCCAGCUCGGUAACAUCGGGCCGACUGCAGGAUGCCUUUGAUCGCUUACUACAAGAACGCGAUAGCCUGAAAGAGAAGCUGUGGGAAGUCCAAAAGGACCUGCAGCUUGAAAUCGACACACUGCAACAAGAAAAGAAGGCACUUGAGGAAAUGCAAGAGGAGAUGGUACAGAAGCACCGAUCCCUUGGCGAGGAGGUCAAGCAACAUGAGGAAAACCUCAUGGCGCAGUUCCAGCAAGAGAAGAGUUCCGCGCAGAAGGCCUGGAGAGCAGAGAGGAACGUUGUUGAAACCCAGCUGGAUGCAACGAAGCGGGAGCAUGCUCAGUUGCAGCAAGCACAUUCAGAGCUGCAGAGAAAGGCCGAAGCAAUGGGCCGUGAACACAUGCAGCUAAGGGCAGCCCACGAGCCGUUGCAAAAGGAAGCAGAAUCCGUUAAACGGGACUACGGCGCUUUGCAGCAAAAUCAUGAGCAACUGCUCAAAAAGACCGAAACCAUGACACAUGAGCACGGCGCGUUGCAGCAAAUUCAUGAUCAAUUGCUGAAGAAAGCAGAAGAAAUGAGACGCGACCACACGGUGUUGCAGAAAGCCCACGAGGAGCUGCAAAUGAAAGCAGAAGGGUUGAAACAUGACUAUUCUUCGUUGCACCAAGCCCAUGAGCAGCUGCAAAAGAACGCCAGUGGUGAGGUUGCGCAGGCUCAGCAACACUUCAAGCAAGUUCAGGCUCAGCUUGAAGAGAGGCACACGGAAUACAGAAACAUGAUCAAUGCCCUUCAGCAGAAGAUUGAUGCGUCGGAAAAGGAAAAGACGAGCAUUUCAGAGCAUAUGCAACUCUUGCGAAGCGAAUUUAGUGCUCGCGAGAAGGAGCUACAAGAUCAACUCAAGACGAACGACGCCUCCUUGCAAGAUCAAGUUAAUGAGCUCCGCCAGGAGCGCGACCUUCUUGAAAAAGCUCUACAAGAGCAAGAAGCCCAAAAGAGACAGCAAGAACACUUACUGGAAGAAGAGAUAAAGACUCUAUCGUCCGAGCGGGACGUAUUGACGACUCGCUUAGACGAAUUGAAGCAACAAGCUAAGAUGCACGACGAAGACCAUUCUCGAUACACCCUGCUGUCCGAGGAGCACUUGAAUCUGCAAGAUAAACUGCGACAAGUAACCAUCGAGCGCGAUGGGUGGAAACGGAGACUUGAUGAUCUAAAGGAGGAGCUUGCCAAUCUCACGACAAAACAAAAACGUCACGACAAGCUCGUUCAAGAUUACAGAAAGCUCAUGGCGCAGUUCGAGACGGCUUCGUCGGAGCGAAAUUCCCUUGCUCAGCAAACCAACGACUUGCAGCAAACACUGGCCAAGCACGAACAGACUCACGAGCGAUACGAAAGGCUGUUGCGAGAGUAUGAAGAGUUGGAGUCGGACAAGGCGAACUUGAUGCAGGAGCAGCAACAAACGAAAGAAUCGAUCUCCUUCAAAAUGGAAGCACUGGAAAUGCAACAACGCUCGCUGGAGAAGGAGCUUGAUCAAAUAAAGGAGGAGCGUGACCAGGCUGUUUCAGAUCUAUCGCAGCACGAGGAAGAGGCGACGAAGCGCUUGGAUGAGGUUGUCGGCAAGAUCGAACGGCUAAUGGAACAAAAGACUGCACUGCAACGCUCCCAUGAAAAACUCGUGGCUGAGCAUAAAACCCUUCUUCAAGAUCGGGAGAAGAGCAAGGACCUGGAACGGGCUGCAACUGUCGAACUUCCAAAGCAGCUGCAGGCUUUGAUGGAGGAGAAACACGCUUUGCAGAAGGAACGUGACAGUCUUCAGCGCGAACGCGACAGUCUUGCCCAGACAUUGCAACAAUUGGAAAGCGAUCUUCAGGACGUUGAACGAUUACACGAUGAAGAGCUGGACAAGGCACAAAAAGAAGCAAGACAGGCCGAGCACAGACUCCGCCAACACAAACGCGAGGCCAUGGAGGCAGAAUUGAAUCAGCAGGAAGAGGAAGAAAAACUUCGAGCGCUCAUGAAACGUUUGGAGAAACAUGCCUUGUCUCUAGAGAACCGGGAAGAAGAAAUCGAUGAACGCGAAAAGACAGUCCAGCAAUCCGCCCGCGAGUGCCGUGAUUGUGUACGAGAUCUCAAAGCAAAGGAGGAAUCUCUUGUAGAACGGGAGUACGAGUUGGAUCGCCGAUCAGAAGAAAAUCAGGCUGCCAUUUCUCGUUUCCGGCACGAAAAGCAAAAAGAAGCACUUCGGAUGCUUGUGGGAAGGCGGCGACACGAAGAACGGGAAAUUGUUAGCGCUGCUUUCUCGAAAUGGGUCCGGGUAACUAUGUUUGAAUUGGAGCAGAGCGAUGAAGACAAGAGACGCCCCAGCAAGGAGGAGUACGACGAACUUCGGAAGCAGUGGCACCAGCGCGAGUUGGAGCUCUCCGAGAUGCAGGAUAUGUUGCAGAAGAGCCGCCAGGAAAUCCUUGACAAAGCAGAAAUGCACAAGCAAGCCGAGUCUAAGCUUGCACAUCGGAUCUCGCAGAUGGAGAAGGAGAAGCUUACUGUUCUUAAGCAGCGCGAAGAAAUCAACAGUGAACGGGAACAGAUCCGAAAAGAUCGAGAAGCUAUGGCAACACUUGACAAGUUUCUGCAUCGACGAGGACAAGAGCUUGAUGAUCGCGAGAAGGUCGUCAAAAAGAACAACUCGAAUGGGAAAGUUUACUCUCUGUACGAACAGAAGUCGUCCCAGGUUUUGGAUGACGCGUUGGAAGAAGAGCGGCGAUUAAUGGAGGAAACCGCGGACAUGCUGACGGAACGCGAAGCGAAACUCAAAGAGAAGGAAGCAUCUUUGAAGGAGCUUGAAGCGGCGCUGGGAGAUAGAAAGAAAGAAAUCGAUGAAGCUGCAGAGGAGGCUGACGAAAAGCAAAGGCGUAUUCGAACUCUGGCACAGCAACUACGACGAAAGGAAUCCGAUAUCGAGGAGAAACAAGCUUCCCUUUCGGCUGAGUACGAGCAGUAUCAAAGCGCUCAUUCCCGUGUCCAACAAAUGGCCCGCCAACUGCAAAAGAAGGAGGAACAGAUGAGCCGAGAAAGGCAGCGUCUUUUGGAACGUCUUCAGGAGUGUGAUGCCUUGGAGUCCCAGCUGAGCGACUGGCAACAUCAGCUAGAAAGUGCGAGCACCAACGGUGCUGCUGGCGUAAUAUCUGUGAGCUCAAACACGACGUCUUCGUCGAGUCCAGCCGCACAAAGCCCCGACCGCCACUUCUUCAAGUAG